Molecule: messenger RNA, 1349 nt
Organism: Branchiostoma floridae (Florida lancelet)
Lineage: Eukaryota; Metazoa; Chordata; Leptocardii; Amphioxiformes; Branchiostomatidae
Exons: 5
Coding region: 137-1159 (340 amino acids)
Biological process (GO): regulation of apoptotic process
Molecular function (GO): protease binding; death domain binding
Source: RefSeq, a predicted model, not a curated record
CAAGGACGCCAUAAAAACAUCAGCAGUGCUGUAUCCCAGGGAAUGGUCUCAUACAAACAGCAACACUAUCAGCCAUAAUACGCCGCGUCUGAAGCGUUAGUCUUGAAAACUGCACCGUGAUAGAACUUGAAGUAAAAUGGAAAGGAGACACAAAGAUAUUCUGAGGAGAUAUCGUGAUGACAUUGUGAGUGAUCUAUGCGUCGUUGACGUUAUCAACCCACUCAUGGCAAAGGGCAUUAUAACAGACCGACAGAGGGAUGAAAUAAUGCAGCACCUCGUGAAAGAAGAACAGACUGCAAAACUUCUUGACAUUCUGCGAAGAAGAGGCCCAUCAGCAUUUCAAGUCUUCUGCGAAGUACUUAGAAAAGAUUAUUCCUUUCUCGCAGAUCCACUAGAAGAAGCUGACAGGUCAGAAAGGGUCCAAUCGGUAGAGCUGGAAGCAGCUGGAGGGAUCCGACAUCCUGGGUCAUCAUCGUCUGAGAGUUCUGAUGAUGGAAGCACAUCUGACGAGACUUACAGUGGGUUGUCACUCUGGGAACAGUUAACCAUCUACAUGGGCUACAGACCGGCUAAAGACGCCACGUUGAUCACAGGACUCAUCAGUCUCUUAACAACCGUGGAACGGGCCCUGCUUGUAUGUCUUGUCGCCAUCGACAUCGUCAAUUGGGUCCACAACGAACGGUGUAGUCUCGAGGGCAUACUGAAGAGUAUUGUGUUGCCAGUUAUUCUGCAUCCCAACCACAACUUCCUACUGUUUCCGGUACUGGCAUCCUGGUUCAUCGCGGAUAAACUAGACUAUCUUCGAGAUGUCACCAAGUUUAUCAAGAAGACUAAAGAUGCUGUGAGGGAAGGACAAGAAGUGGGGCCAACAGCAAGAGAACUUCGAAAAGCAAUGGAGCGUCAGCGUCGGUACAUGAAAUCCGUGGCAGACGCACUGUUACUACUGGUCUUCCUUCAGUCGUUGGCGUUAUUUCACGCCUAUUACGAACAUGUCUACACAGGAAUGCAAUUCAGAAUCAACAUUUCUGACGAAGCAAAUGUCAAUGGAGCAUUGUUUUGUGUUGGGUUGUUUGAUGUACUGUUGAAAGUGUUCGUUUAUGUCAGGUACUAUCAUGGACGGAACCCGGAAAUGCUGCUAGAGCGAUUUGACGUGAGCUAGCCUCAGAAUAAUCUCCAAGCAGAUCCUGCGGUGGCAUCAGAUAGUAUCAUAAGCUUGGGUAAGGAGUUAAGCCGGCAGAGGAGUUUCAUUGGCCACCGCGAAGCCACUGCCUUUGCAGGCUAAACUCCUUCCUAGGCUUAUGAUACUAUCCUGUACCAUCGCAAGAUCUGCUUAAAGAUUAUGACUUUAU